Molecule: messenger RNA, 2009 nt
Organism: Diachasma alloeum
Lineage: Eukaryota; Metazoa; Arthropoda; Insecta; Hymenoptera; Braconidae
Exons: 3
Coding region: 177-2009 (610 amino acids)
Source: RefSeq, a predicted model, not a curated record
UAAAGACGCUUUCAACGAGCUCAACGGGCGGCCUAAGGAUACGAGCAUGGCCACUAGCUAUAUUAGGAUGUUUAUUAGCAUCACUUUUAAUUAUAAAUACUGUAAUUACUUGGCAAUUUCGAGUGAGUCAUCUUAUUAACACUACACAAGCUAAUUACAUCGACAAUGAACACCAAAUGAUAAGUCUUCAGGACAAGAAAUCUGGCUUCCUAGUUCGCAACAAAGGGUGUCGGAUAGCCGCCCUCGACCCCUUGGAUUCCUUCAGCAAACGAUUCAUGAAGGUUGAGAAGCCAAUUAAAUGUCAAUUCGGGAGUCAACUGCCUCUAAUAGAAUCCAACGAAACCCAUGUAUUCGUAAAUUCCAGUAUAGUCAAUCAGUACUACAAUGCCACAGAACUCCCGAACUGUUGCUGGCGAGAAUUCCAUCGGAAACAGAAUGACGAUGAUCAGAUAACAAUGGAAAAGAGCUGUCACCACUUCCAAACAUCCACCCGCAUUUCUGCUGAGUUCAUCCGAGUGGAAUGUUGGCGUGAUGGUACCGGAAUCUAUCGAGACUACCACUUCUUCGUACUCCACAAACCCGAAGUGGAAGUCCGCUGCAAAAUAUCCUCAAAACAAAAGCACAAAAAGUACUUUCUCCCCACCAAGCCUGUCACAACAAAUAAACUAAGCAUCCUCGUCCUCGGCCUUGACUCGAUCUCUCGCCUAAACUUCCACAGAAUGAUGCCGAAAACCGUGAAGACCCUCGAAGCGCUCUCCGCUAUUGAGAUGCUUGGCUACAAUAAAGUGGGUGACAAUACUUACCCAAACCUAGUUCCCGUUUUAACCGGACUCUCAACAACCGAGCUUCAGACUACUUGUUGGAAUGACACCAGUAAACCUUUCGAUGACUGCCCCUUCAUCUGGAAGAAUUUUAGCACUUCCGGCUAUCGCACGAUUUUUGCGGAAGACGCCUGCUCAAUGACAACCUUCAACUAUCUGAAACCUGGCUUCCAUAAACCACCAACGGACUACUACCUCCGCCCCUACUGCGUCGCCGCAGAAAACGAUAUCGGCAACACCCGGGAAUUAAAUGCCCAUUUAUGCAUUGGUGCUCGCAAGAAUUUCGAGAACCUUCUAAGUCACUCAACCAAAGUGGCGAGAACCUUUUCGAAAGAUGCAUACUUCGCAUUCUUCUGGCAGGCAAGUCUAACUCAUGAUUUUUUUAACUAUCCUCAGCUGGGGGAUGUUGCAUAUUCUAGGGUCAUUAAUCAAUUUUAUGAAGAAAGACUGAUGGAAAAUACUGCACUGAUCGUUAUGAGUGAUCAUGGAAUAAGAUGGGGAGAGUUUCGGCAGACGUAUCAAGGGAGAAUGGAGGGGAGCCUACCAUUUGUGUUCUUAGUAUUGCCGAAAUGGUGGAGGGAGAGAUAUCCCAUUGCUUUUGCAAAUCUGCGAAGGAACACUGGAAGUUUAACAACUCCGUUUGAUCUUUAUGAAACCCUUGGAGAUCUUUUGAAACUCGAAAUGAUUGAGGAGGAGCAGAUAAGAGAAAGGACGAGAAUGAUGAACGCAUUCGAGGAUAAAAAGUUUCUGCCUAGAGGCAUCAGCUGGUUUUUGCCCAUUCCUGGGCACAGAACAUGUGAUCUAGCAGGGAUUCCCGGACACUGGUGUAUGUGUCAUGCUUCCAGUGAUAUUGAGUUUCAUCACGAGUUAGUGAGAAAUAGUACUGUUUUCCUCAUUGAGGAAUUAAACUCAAUGCUCAAGAAAUAUCCUCAGUGUGCUGAGCUCAAAAUGAAAAAAGUGAUGAAUGCUAAAAUAUGGAAGCAGGCGGAGGACGCAAAUUCUCCUUGGGCGGAUUUUACGAUGACCAUUGAGACUUUACCGGGAAAUGCAAUUUUUGAAGCUUCGAUCAGACAUGGAAUAGAUGGCACUAAUAAACUCGUGGGGUCCAUCAGCCGGCUCAAUGCUUAUGGGACACAAAGUGCUUGCGUGAAUGACUUCAAUAUGAGGCUCUAUUGCUACUGCCAGUGA